Durusdinium trenchii is the source of this 5418-nucleotide messenger RNA. The record is from the annotation of a GenBank genome assembly. NCBI's taxonomy places the organism in Eukaryota, Dinophyceae, Suessiales, Symbiodiniaceae.
AUGGUCUAUGUGUCUGGCAUAUCUUUGGUGUUUCCCAGCUUUAUCGCGGAUGAGGGGGAACACGAGAUCACCAUUGAAUGUGGGGAGGAGCUGUCGUGUGGAUCAUCCCGGGUGAGACUAGUGCGUGAUUCCUGCGACUCAAAUAUCAGCGGAAGUGAGUGGCUGGCACUCCAGACAGGUGUCAAUAAGAGCAUUGUCAAUGUCCUUUCAGAUGGCAUGGUUGCUGGUGCUCACUACAUUCUUUGCACAGAGUUAGAGCCCAGUGCUGAUUUAGCCAAUGAAACACCGGAAGUCGGGGAUUCUGGUUGGACUUUGUAUGUGUCCCCUUUGAGCGCCUUUCAGCCAGAAGUUCUGCUUGCGAGUCCGCAACAGGUCUUGAGAUUGAAUUGUUCAAGCACAGCGAACUGCUCAACUCAGACGCAGGGCUUCCUGAGCUUUCGAUGUGGAUCUUCAGGGCAACUUGCUCCCCUACCUGCUGCAGACCGCACACCACCUGCAACCUUACACGAAGACCCCGAUGCUUCAGCUGAGUGGCGCUUGAGUUUGGACACAUCCCAGUUGGUGCCAGGACAACACUACAAGUUGUGUUUGGACAUCGAUGGCCUUGGGUCUCCGGGCCAGUCUUCAGCCACUUCGAUCUUUAUUUCCCCCAUAGAGCCUGGCCUUCAAACCGUGAAAACUGAGGAGGCUCAAAGCAUAGCAUUGCACUGUGUGCAGCACGCAGCCUGUUCCACUGCCAGCGAGUGGUACCUGACCGCAGAUUCCUGUGGAGAUCCUUCGCCGUCACCGGAGGCCGAGGCAUCUGGACAUUUGGAAGCCAGUCAGGCUGGCGGGUGGGUGGCGCACCUGGACGGACGACAACUUCGACCAGGAAUUCAUUAUCACUUCUGUUUAGACCUUGAUGGUGCUGGAUCUGGCCGACUUUGGGCCGGUGAUACUGGCUUUCAGGUCUAUGCAAGUGGCAUCAUGUCACUCGCACCUGCUCAAGUACUGAUUUCUGCGGUCGAGAGAUUGCACUUCAUGUGUGCAGCUGGUGGGUGUCCGCAAGAUGCCCUGUUUUGGUUGGCUCGACCAAACUGUGAGGAUCAGACUGCUCGGGUUUCCGUUGUCAAUGAAUCCACAGGGAUGAUUGCAAUCCUGGACACCACUUCCGUUCAGGCUGGACAAUGGUUGGAGCUGUGUAGCGAUUUGGAUGGAGAAGGUCCAUUGCGGCAAGGAGGCACUGGUCUUUUUGUUUACAUUUCGGGCAUUGCGGCUGUGGCGGACCCGUGGGUACAGCGAUGGGUGGGCAGCCUUUAUCUUGAUUGUGCAAGAUCUCCUUGCACGGCAGAGGCCUUCCUAGCCUUGGAGUGUGCAAGCCAUUCAGGGCAGGCCUUGGCAAGCGCAGUAGCUCAACUUCAAGACGCAGAUCAAGCACAGGACCCACAGGACGCAGCUGUCCAGGGCGACAAGAGUGAUGGCACAGAAAGGAGACAAGUGGUGUUUGACUUGCAGAAUAUUGUCUCCGGCAUACACUACAGGCUUUGCACCGACUUUGACGGAUCAGGCCCAAUGAUCAGUUUUUUCUCUGGUUUCACGGUGUAUGUGACUAGCGUGCGAAAAGCUACGCCUGACCUUGUCGUCAAGCGUCAGGCUAAUCAGCACUUGCUCUUGGACUGUGAUCCGAGUGGAUGUCCUGCAGCUGCUGAGGCCUUUGCAGCCGACAAUUGCAGCAUUGUUCCUCCAGUAUAUCAGAGGCUUACAGAAUAUGGUGCCAGAAGGAUUGCCACUGUGGACGCCUCAGCCUUCACCUCCAGGUGGUAUCGCCUGUGCAUGGAUGAAGAUGGCCAGGCGUCUUCUGCACUGCAAGCUGGGCCUGUUGGAAAUGUCUUUGUAAGUCCUGUGAGUGGCAUUUCUCCCGAUACUCUCCCUGCAGGUGGUGAGAAUGCAUUGACGCUUGAAUGCGAGACCUGCAGUGACCAGGUUCGAGUGUUCCUAGCUUCAAGCUGCAGUCAAAAUGCGUCAGAUUCCCGUGCGCUUUUCAAUGACGGUGCGGCAUGGACAGCUGUGCUGGACACAUUUCUUGAGCCUGGUUAUUUCUACCAGCUUUGUGUAAUUGUGGAGAAUGUGACUGGACCAAGCGGCGAAGCUGUUUUCUUGUUACCGAACGUCACUGUGCAGGAGGAAGCUAUUUCAGGCACAGCACAACUCAGUUUUGACUGUGAGAGUGGCUGCGGAGCUCUCUCUCAAGUUCGCUUGGCUACUGAUUGUUCGCAUUGGGAAACCAUGCUUCAGGUACCGGUUUUCAAUGCCAGUUACUCUUCUCCUCUUUCAACUGCAAGACGUAUUGGAGGCCUUUUCCUGGCUGACCUGGAUGCGUCAGCAAUGCCUGCCGGGCAGUCGGUGCAUGUGUGCAUAGGGGCGGAGGACAUGCCUGUUGGUAAGAGCGGCUUGUCUGUGUUCAUCUCACCUGUGAGUGCUGUCUCCACCCCCAUUGUUUUCAAUGCUGCAGCUGAAUCAUUGGAAUUGAAUUGCUCUGCUUGUAGCACCACAUCAGAGGUUUUCCUCGCCAAGAACUGCCAUGCAAAUGCUUCCAGCCCCAGGACACCCGCAGCUCAGUUAACACCCUUUGCAGGUGGGUAUCAAUGGGCAGCUCAAUUGGAUACGACUUCUUUGGAGCCAGGACAAUCUUACCAUCUUUGUGUGGAUGUUGACGGCCCAAUGAUGGACUUUCCAUCUGGAAGAUCUUUGUGGGAGAUCUAUGCCUCCGCAUUUUCCUUGCCUGGGCACUUCUCCGUGGCACUCUCGCCAAACUCACAGCUGAAGGUGCCGUGCAUUGGGUGCUCUUCUGGGCAAGCCUUCCUAGCAGAUGCUUGUCCUUUGAGGAACUUGCUGCUGGAGGAUGCCAAUCAUUCCAACAUGAGCAGGUUGACUGACACGUGCGGCGGGCUUGAAGUCUCGACGGCUGCGACGACGUUCAAGGAGUCGGCCGAGGACCGUCAGCUUGACGCGACGACUUCUGUCGCUUCGAAGCUCCUUCCGCUCCCAAAGGAGUUCGUUUUGGAGCUGGACACAUGUUCGCUCACUCCCGGUGUGCACUUCUCCCUUUGCACAGACUUGGAUGGCUUCGCCUCCAGGCUGGAGAUUGGGAACUCUGGCAUUGAGAUCUAUGUCAGUCCGUUAAAGUCCAUUGUGGGUUCGGAAAGGCUAGUGAAGGGAAAGCAUUCCCUUCUCACAAUGGCCUGCUCAGGAUGCAUGAAUGGAGUCACGACAGCACAGCUGGCCAUGAAGUGCGAUGAGUCACCCAAUGCUGUCCCUGUGGCCGUGUCGCCCAACUCCACCGGUGCUGUGCUCCUGCAAGAAGGCUCACAAGGCUUUCAAGCACACUUCGAUACACGUGGCCUAGGCAGUGGCCGUCGAUAUCGAGUUUGCUUGGAUUUGGAUGGCCCUUCGCCCACGUACCGUGCAGGUGACACCGGCCUUUCAAUCUACCUCACAGCCAUCACCUCCAUAAGCUUUGGGGAAGCUGGUUCCGAAGUGCGAGAGGAGUCAGGGCAGGAAUCAAUUUCAGCUGGCAGAGAUCUGCAGUUAGUGCUGCUGUGUUUGCCCGGCAGCGGUGGAUGUGGUGUGGAGACGGAGGCGUUUCUGUCACUUGUGGGAGACUGCACACCAGUAUCUCCACCCCAGCAACUGCAACGACUACCUUCAUUUAACGGUUUGGCGUUAGAUCGCUUUGGAUUGACGUUGAGCACUGCUUUGCUACCUUCUGGCUACACCUACCAGAUUUGUGUGGAUGCAGACGGAGCUGGAAACUUGUUUCCUGCCGGUGAAACUGGAUUUUCUAUAUACAUUUCACCCGUACGAGUGGCAGUCUUCUGGGGUGAAGUUCUCCGGAUUGUGUGUCAUCCGGGCGGUUGCAGCAGCAGUGCGUUGGGUUUUAUUUCGAGCGACUGCGCCAUUGGUUCAACCUCAGCGUAUUUGUCAGCAGUCACUAAAGUCGCGAAUCCGUGGCCAAAGAUCCUCUAUCUUGCCAAUGAUAGUACGCCAGCGGAAUUAUGGGAGAUUGCCGUCCCAGCACCUGCAGGGCUUGAACUUAGGCUUUGUUUGGAUGUGGACGGAAGUGGACCAAUGCCCGUUGGAGAUGCACAAGGUGUUUUCACUUCUGGGAUCCAGGAGCUCCUCACCCAGGGUGUACCACAGGGCGUGGACGAAGUCAUAACCUUUGCGUGCAGUCUUGGUGGAGGCUGUUCUGAAAGGUCGCAGGCCUAUUUGGCCAAGACGUGUGACAUCAACGACCCAGAUGCAUCGACCAUCGAGGUCCUGGGAGAGAUGACGUCGUCCAGCUUGUUGAUUCCAGAUAGCUCUUCCGAGGCUGGCAAUGGGACGGAGGUCUUCUCAGUUCAUUUGCGAACCGAUGGUUUGCCAGCGGGCCGGCACUACAGCUUUUGCAUUGACCUCGAUGGCGUGGACUGGGCUUUGAAGACCGGUGAUUCGCUUCAUCAGGUCUACCUCAGCCCCGUGAAGGAGGUUGAGUUCCAGAAGUCUGCAGCCUAUACUGUGCUUCGCUUCAACUGCUCAGACUGCUCCGACAUGUCGGAGGGCUUCCUUGCUCUGGAUUGCUACGCAGCAGCACUCGCAUUGAAGCAAUUUGCGGGCAAUGAGAGUGAGGUAUCGGAUACAUCAGAUGCUCUGGCCGACGCCAUCCAGAUGCAAGAUGCAAACUUUAGUUCAUUCACCAGGUCCACUCGAUUCUCUUUCGACGGAAAUUGGACACUGGGAGUUUCUACGGAGACCUUACAAGGUGGCCUUCGAUACAGACUUUGCAUGGACCUGGAUGGUGGAGAGAAGCAGGACUACUUACUCGGCGACACAGGUGUCCGCGUUUUCAUCAGCCCCGUGACUGCUGUAACACCAACGGUGGUCUUUGCUGGCAACUCCUCCGUGACUAUUCUUUGUCAAAGAGGAGGCUGCGACUUCUUGGGUCACUCCUAUUUGGCUCCAGAUUGCCAUGUGCCUCCAGCUCCAACUCAGUGCAGUUUUAUGGAGGAUGUCAACGACACCAAUGGCACAAAUGACUCGAACGACUCCAAUCUCACUGCUCUUGUUGACCCAGAGAGCCCUCCGAUUAUGGUUGAUUCAACGCCUUUGAGCCGCAUUGGAGACUGUGCUGACGCAUGUUCCGCUAACUUCAACUUAGCCUGUACAAAGUCAGGGCGAUACCGCCUGUGCAUAGUAGGUCAAGAAGAAACCACGUUUGGUGCUGUUGCUACGUACAUCGAGGACUCCGGCUUUGCGAUUGACGUUCUUUGAAUCCAACCUUGAUGAAACCGGCAUCCAGUGGAGAUCCCUAAGACUGGGCUGCUCGAGAGGAAGACCACAAGAUGGAGAUGGUGGCGGACUUCCCCACAAAUCACGUGGGUAAAGUGGAAGCGCUUCGAG